Molecule: messenger RNA, 846 nt
Organism: Toxotes jaculatrix (banded archerfish)
Lineage: Eukaryota; Metazoa; Chordata; Actinopteri; Toxotidae
Product: DELTA-stichotoxin-Hcr4a-like
Exons: 3
Coding region: 165-719 (184 amino acids)
Biological process (GO): pore complex assembly; cytolysis in another organism; monoatomic cation transport
Cellular component (GO): pore complex
Molecular function (GO): channel activity
Source: RefSeq, a predicted model, not a curated record
GACAGGAGGGUGUGCACGGUGGGUGGAGACAACUCUGGGUGGAGACAACUCUGGGUGACAUACGUUCCCCAGCAAGAGGGAUGUGAAGUGUGAACCCAGUGUUUCAAAUCUGGCACUGCCCGAGUGAGAAGCACACCUGUGAGACAGCCUUUACAACCAGCAACAUGAGCGAAUCCGCAGAGUCUUUGGCUGCCAACCUCAAGAGCCGGAGGAACGUCACCAUCGAGGUCACCAACCUCACCAAUAACUACUGCUUACUGGACCCCAAGGUUUACCUGGAGAGUGGCAACUGCCACAGCCCACCCCAACCCACCGUGCGCCCGCUGAAAACCGAAGUGUGCAACUUCAGCAAGACCAGCGCCAAAGCCUCCGGUGCGGUGGGCGUCCUGACCUACGACCUGUUCGAGAGGCAAAGCAACUGUGCCAAAGAAACAGUAGCCAUAAUGUUCUCUGUGCCCUACGACUAUAACAUGUACAAGAACUGGUUCGCAGUGGGAAUCUACAGCCAGGGCAAAGAGUGCAACGAGGCUCUGUACAAAGAGAUGUAUUACAACAAAGAGCAGCAGGGCUUCGUGCGGGCGGAGGCCACAGGUUGUGGGAUCACAUAUGAGGGUUCCAGCCUGGACAUCAAGGCCACCAUGUCUCCGAUGGGCAGGGCCAUGAUGAAGGUGGAGGUGUGGGACAAGCUCUUUACGCCCUCCAUGCACCAACAUUACUAAGCUGGUGAUUCAUUUUUGUCAGACUACUCCAGUUUGACACACCAGUGUUGGAUUCGUUUAACCCUUUGUACACCUGUGCUAUUGUACCACCUGUUCAUACAAUAAACCCAUAAGGAGUUUGAUGUGA